AAUUAAUGGAUAAUUUAGCUCAGCUCGAGAACUUAAACAGUUCUUCAACAAGUAAUUAAAUGGAUAAGAAUACACCAAAUACUACUAUGAGUACUGUAUUUGGAAACGAAUUGGUUCGUACAUAUGCAAGUCCUAAAGUACAACCUUUAAGUGGAAGAACCUUUAAAAUUGGAGUAAUGAUUCUAUUUAUUUUUAAAGAUAUGUGGCGGCCACUCCUCAGGAAAAGCAUUAUUAACAGAAAAGCUUUAGACUGAACUCCAAUCAUUAGGGUUUUUGGUUAGCGUGGUUAAAUAAGAUAAUUUUGAUGUUGACAGUGAUGACUUCGAUCAUUAGUAUAUAUCAAAUAUUAUCUAAGUAAGCAAAAUUCUGAUAGUCUAAAUAAUGUUCCUUAUGUUAAUAAUUAAGAUUAUUAAAAAUUUUUAGUAAAAUUUAUGCUAAUUUAUAGUCAACUGCCAUUAACACUCUAUUGACUACGAAAGAUAAGAAUGUCAUUAUAAUUGAAGGAACUUUGAUUUUGUAUGAUAGACAACUGAGAGAUUUACUAGAUCUAAAAAUAUUCUUACAUCAUGAUUAAGAUGUGAGAUUAUCGAGAAAAAGUAUUUGAUUUUAUUAGUUUUAGUUUACAAGGAAGUCUGCGCCAAAGGCAAAGAUGUGGAGAAAGUCAUUCAUAAUUAUUUAAAUAGAUUAAAACCACUUUUUGAUUCUAUUAUCAAGCCCACAGAAUAAUAUGCUGAUAUUAUUAUUCCAAAAUUCGGAGGAGAAUUCUCCUUAAAAUCACAAGAAUACUUAGGUACAACGUCAAUGUAAGCUGGCUUUGAUAAUGUUAAUCCAAAUAUCAUGGAUUUGCUUGUAAAGAUCGCAAAGGCUUAAAUUUUAGGAAAUGAUAAAGUUGAAAAAACUGAAAAAGCCUCAACACCCACAAAAUGA
Paramecium octaurelia is the source of this 927-nucleotide messenger RNA. The record is from the annotation of a GenBank genome assembly. NCBI's taxonomy places the organism in Eukaryota, Ciliophora, Oligohymenophorea, Peniculida, Parameciidae.